AAGAUUACUACUGUGCAAGAUGAUGGAGUUUUAGAUAGUGGAUGGUAUAGGCUGGGCUGUAGUCUGGGUAUACUAGAUACUUAUCAGGCAGCUGAUGUAGAAGUGGUUGAAGCAAGCGUAUGGUGGACUGGAUGGACAACUAUCUCGUUAACAGUGCUAAUAAGAGACAAAGCAUAG
Paraglomus occultum is the source of this 177-nucleotide messenger RNA. The record is from the annotation of a GenBank genome assembly. Lineage: Eukaryota; Fungi; Glomeromycota; Glomeromycetes; Paraglomerales; Paraglomeraceae.